AUGUGCAGGUAUGGGGGCCCCGGGCCCCCCAUUAGCUCUUUCGGGCCCCCCAGUGCUGCAUCUCCAGCGAGUGCGAAGGAAGCAGCAGCAGCUCCACCCUCAGCAGCAGCAACAGCAACAGCAGCAGCAGAAGAAGCAGCAGAAGCAGCAGCAAUUGCUGCUGCUGUAAGGCAGCUAAAGCCUGAGGUAGAGAAUUCGUUGUUAUGGUUUGAGAUAAAGCAGAAGCUGGAGGAAGCAGUGAGGGAGGAACUGCAGUGUAUGUACACCGAAUGUGAGGGGGCCCCCAUAGGGGGCCCCCCUGUGGGGCCCCCCGAUAAGGGGGCCCCCGUUGAAGCCCCUGAUAUUGCUGCAUCUGUUUUUAGAAGAGAAGAUGUAGAGUUUGUUUUGAUUUGUUUGGGGCUGGGAAGCCCCAGUGCAUGCACUGAUACUCGUAGCUGCCGCUACCAGCUAGCAAUGGCUUUGCUGCUGCAGCAGCUGCUGCAGGUCUCUGCUAGCUGCAUGCAUGUGCUCGACCCUGUGAUGAGUGCUUUGGAUUUGCGGAUAUUGUUUCUGUUGUUUGGUGGCAGUUGUUUGUCUCCUUUAUCUUUAGAAAAGAACAGAAAAAAGCAGCUAAAAGAUACAAGACAAACUAUUAAUAUUUACUUCGCCCCACACUGUGAUGCAGACCUCUAUGGAGAUUUAUUUGCAACAGAAAAUCGUAUUUCUUUGUUUUGCUCUGUCUGCGGGAAUACUCCUCAUUGUACACCCAAUCAAUGUAUACAUCCCUCAACUACAGACACCAGCAGCAACAGCAGCAGCAGCAACGGCAGCAGCUGCAGAAACAACAGCAGCAGCAACGGCAGCUGUAGUGCUUCCAAAGACCGUGAAGAAACGGAGGGGCCCCCAAACCCUAAAGAAGGAGAGGGGCCUUUAAACCCUAAAGAAGGAGAGGGGCCUUUAAACCCUAAAGAAGGAGAGGGGCCCCUAAACCCUAGAGGGGAGGGGCCCCCAAACCCUGAAGAAGGUGAGGGAGGUUUAGAGGCGAAGUUUUGCGGUUUUGUUUUGCUGGGCAACGCGCUGAGUUCAUACGAAAUGCGACGAAGUCUUUUUAAGGGUUUGCUUCUUACUGAGGUUAACAAAGAUAAAGAGAAAAUAGCAACAACAAAUGCAGCAGCAACAAAUGCAGCAGCAACAAAUGCAGGUGCAACAGCAGCAGGCGCAGCAGCAGCAGACGUAGCAGCAGCAGAAGCACCAGCAGCAGCAGCAGCAGCAGCAGAAGCACCAGCAGCAGCAGCAGCAGCAGCAGAAGCACCAGCAGCAGAAGAGGGAGGAGGAGAGGUGCUGAUAGGGGGAAGCAAAGCAAAUGACGCCCCCAGGCCUUUGACUGAGGCAUCUGCUGCUGCUGCUUCACCUGCUGCUGCUGCUGCUUCAGUGUGUGCAGGUGGCUGUUCAUUUGUGCAGCCUUCUCGGGGUGCGUUGCUGCUGCUGGAGCUGCUGCCUUUUGUAUGGGAGCAGCCGCUGCAGCAGCAGUUUGCUGCUUUUCCUGCUGCCUUCAAUGACCUUGCGAUCUGUAGGCUUCCUUCUUUAAAAACUGAAGAAGAAAGAAAGAAAUUUAUUCAUAUGCUGCUCCUCAAGCAGGAGCAGCAGCAGGAGCAGCAGCAGCAGCAAACGGUGAAGGCGACAGCAGCAAGGAAAAAUAAAGCAAAUAACAGACGCAACAAACAAUAA
Messenger RNA from Eimeria acervulina, 1707 nucleotides. RefSeq lists its product as hypothetical. The transcript has a single exon. Gene Ontology annotation, biological process: microtubule-based process. Gene Ontology annotation, cellular component: cytoplasm; nucleus. The record is from RefSeq and is a predicted model, not a curated record. NCBI's taxonomy places the organism in Eukaryota, Apicomplexa, Conoidasida, Eucoccidiorida, Eimeriidae. Bases 1 to 1707 code for a protein of 568 amino acids.